ACUUGGGUUGUCAAUACUGCUUUUGUAAAACAUGAACCCAAAUGGCUUUCUCAAGGUAGAUCUCCAUUUGUGGCAGUAUGUAGAGUACAGACACCUCACGCCCAGCUAGCAUGGGUACAAAUAGCAGUGUAGAGGGUGAUGCACUACUUAGGCGACUAGAGUAGAAACAUGAACCCUAGGACAUUUAUCCUACACAGUUCUCGAGAUGGCCAAGCAGUGCCUCCCAUGUCUACGCUAUUUUUAGCAGUGUAGUGUCCUGCUGCUGGAGCCUUUCCCUGCCACAGUGAAGGACUCCGGCAAGGGGGAGGUAGGGGGGAAGGACUCCAGCAGUUCCCCCCUGCCAGAGCCUGUCCGUACUGCAGUGAAAAGCUCCAGCAGGGGAGAGGCAAAGGGGAAAAGGCUCUGGCACAGCUCCCCACGACAGAGCCUUUCACUGCCUCGUAGCUACACGCUGCAAUAACAGUGUGCACCUCCCUUUCAUUGCAAUGUGUAGCUGCACACGUAACCUACACUCCACUCUCCCAGUGUUUGAGUGGCUGGCAUACUCCAUAACAAUGGAUACUGAUCCUGUUGUGUGAUGAGUGUGUUAACUUUAUGUAACUUGACCCGUCUCAGGUGACUGGAGCAGGAAGUAGAACCAGGAGGUGAUGACCUCUGUAGGCACAAGUGUCUAGAGAGUCCAAAGGCACCAGUUUGUGGGUUACUCGGGGGGAGGGGGGCUCUAGAGCCCUCCUGGCCUCUCUUCUCCCCCACUUCUCUCCUUCGGAGUCUCGUGGUGGCCUCAGUCUUGACGUAACAUCUGCUGCCCAGCACCAUCAGCCCAGUCCUGAUCCCACUUCAGUGGGAGCAGGAAUCAGACCUGCGUGGUUGUGGGGCCACUGAUGAGAAAUGUCUAGGAAAGCUUUCAGUGCAAAAAUCACGUUUAAAAACAUCACCCAGUGGUCUCCACUGUCUGCUACUGUUUCUUCUCCAGCUACAUGUUACAAUGCAGUUUGCUGCAUAAAAUGGCUGUAUCACCUAUGCAGAGGCCUUUGGAUGAAGAGCUGUUGAGUCCCAUUCCUGCUCUCAAUGGAUCAGUGCCUAUGUCACAGAUGCCUCCACAUGUGUGGACAGCCUCAGGAGAGGUGCCACAAAUAAACAUGGCCCAGUUUGUCCUGGCACCUCCACGUCAGGGCUGAGGCACAUUGGCAGGACAGUGUGGGGGAGCAUGCCCCUGCCAAUGCUGUACCUGUUCUGUGGAUAAACAGGACGGCAGUCUCCAGGGCGCAGUCUGACCCUUCUCAUGAAUGCUAGAAUUGAGACAGGAAAAAAGUGUCCAUCUCCAUUUUGUGUCUGUUAAUCUGGACCUGCACAGCCUUGGUGUUUGAAUUCCCAGGAGGUAGGCCAGGGUAGAAGGAAUCUUACAAGGUGUGUCCCCUGUUUCUCAGCUGCAGUUGCUCCUAGGGACAAGAAAGAGGAUUUUGAUUUCUGGAACCAGGGGCCUGAACUUAGCAGGAAUUUGUUGAGACUUGGAAGGUGAGGAAGUGAUUCUUGGAUGCUGUGCUGGAGUUAAAGGCACUGAGAGGAUGUUGUUGGCAUAAACUGAAGCCCCCUCCUCCCCGGAGAGCCAUCUGAAGCUCUCUGAAAGCUAUGAGAAGAGCAGCCUGUAAACAUCACACUUUGGAAUGACAAUGAAAUAGCUUCAUUCAUCCCUGGAUCAAUCUUUUCUCAGCCUUAACAGGAUGGCUGCCAGCUUUAAUACCUCCACAGCCCUCCAGAGCCACCUCGGGGGGACUGAAACCUCUCUGGGUGCUGGCCUGCUCAAUAAUGUGGCACCUACCUGUCACCGCCGGCCCAAUCGCAGGGCUGAUGGAGGGAGUGCAGUAUGAAGCUAGCGACAUUCAAACAGCAUCAUGCCUCCCUUGGGGACAAACAGUUGGGGUUUUGUGAAUUAUGAAGUGUGGAAGUAUAGGAUUUUCUUAUUGCCAUUCCUGUGCUGGAUACAAAAGCCAAUGGUAAGACCCCCGAGUUCAGGGAGAGGAUACUAAAGGCAGAGAGAAGCCUGCAUUGCCAAUAUACAUCCUCGGGAUCUUUAUCAUUUUGUCUCUAUUGCCUCCUUUCAUUGACUCUUUCCCUUAUUUCUCUUUCCCAUCUCUCUUUCAUUCACUUCUCCCUCUUUUACCCUUUCUGCUCCUGUGGCGAAUUUGAAGGUUUGCCUGCACAAGUUAUAAGCUGUUCCCUGCCUCUCUUGGCAAACACUGGAGUCCAAGCCCUUCUGCCUCUCUGCAGGUUCUUACACGAUGCUUCAUGCCUCAAGGGACCUGUAUAUCGGUGGCUCAAGGCACCAGUGCCGAUACAGGCACCAGCAUGGUGAAAGCUGCACCUUGGGCCACCAACAGAGGGCACCAAUGCUGAUGCCAGACUGUGACCCUGUCCCCCCAUGCAGCAGAUGCCGAGGCUUGUUCCCUCAAUUCCAGAUGAUACCCCUUCAGAGCUCGCAACUCACUUCCUUCCAUAAUGAGGGCUGCUUCCCUCCAUCCAUAAAUGGUUCCUGUGGCAGGGUCCAGCUCUCUCUGGAGAACAAAGCACUGUGGGAGGAGUUCUACACACUUGGCACUGAAAUGAUCAUCACCAAAUCUGGCAGAUGUAUGUUCCCACCUUGCAAAGUGAUUGUUUCCGGCCUGAACCCUCACUCUCUCUACCUGAUGCUGGUGGACAUUGUACCUUUGGACAACGCUCGGUAUAAAUGGCACUGUGGCCACUGGGAGGCAGUUGGAAAACCUGAUCCCCAUUUCCCCAGUCGCUUCUACCUCCAUCCAGAUUCUCCAGCUCCUGGCAAUCACUGGAUGAAAGAACCAGUCUCCUUCCAGAGACUCAAGAUCACCAACAAUACUCUGGAGCAGUGUGAACAUAUUAUAUUGCAUUCAAUGCACAAAUACCAACCACGAUUCCAUGUGGUGCUGACCAGCGCACAUACACUCACCCUGCCCUGGAAUGCUGUGGCCACCUUUGUGUUCCCAGAAACAACUUUUAUGGCUGUGACAGCCUAUCAGAAUUCCAAGGUUACCCAGCUGAAGAUUGAUAACAAUCCAUUUGCAAAGGGGUUCCGAGAGAAUGGCCUCAGCUCUAAGAAGAACCGAGGGGAAAAUGUUCAAGGUACUGAAAUGGUCAAGCAAGCAAGUGCUGAGGAGACAGGCUGUGACCCGCUCACUGGAUGAGAACAAGGGGACCACCGCUCAUCUAGGAAAUCAGAGCCAAUGCAAGUGUGACUUGAAGGAAAGACAAGUUUAGUCCCUUAUCCUGAACAGGGAGAGUGAUACUGCUUUGCAACAUCUGUGCCUCUCAGGGCUUG
Chrysemys picta bellii (western painted turtle) is the source of this 3331-nucleotide messenger RNA. The record is from RefSeq and is a predicted model, not a curated record. Lineage: Eukaryota; Metazoa; Chordata; Testudines; Emydidae.